This is a messenger RNA of Drosophila arizonae, 1244 nucleotides long. RefSeq names its product gustatory and pheromone receptor 39a-like. Gene Ontology annotation, cellular component: neuronal cell body; axon; membrane. The record is from RefSeq and is a predicted model, not a curated record. Lineage: Eukaryota; Metazoa; Arthropoda; Insecta; Diptera; Drosophilidae. Gene Ontology annotation, biological process: chemosensory behavior; male courtship behavior; sensory perception of taste.
GGUGCACUUAGUAAAUUGAGUAGCUAUCUGUGCUGGCUGGUUAGUUUGUGACAGCAUGUCUGGCAGUCGCAACGUGCGCUUAUAUUUGUGUGUCCUGUACAGGUUGGGCAUGCUGUGUGCCCGGUUCGAUGAUCGCGAGUGUUUGCUACAGUCAACACCCGGCAGUGAGCGCUACGCGCUUUUCCACAUGCUGAUCGUACUGAUCGCGGCAUUCGCUGGCUUCAUCUACGUCUGCCUGUGGCCCCAAGAGCUCUACAUGGGCAUUUACAACGAUACGGGCAACUACUAUGAACUCUUCAAUAUACGCAGCUUUUGCGUAGGUCUCUGCCUGCUCCAUAUAUGCCUCUAUAUACGACGUCAGCGUCACAUCGAGUUGGUUCAGAAACUACUUCGCCUGCAUCGCUUGUGCCCCGAUGCGGCCAUGGAGCGUUACUUUCGGCGCAAUUUCGAUGUCUACAUAGCUCUGGCCGUGCUCUGCUUGGUGAACUAUUUGAAUGGCUAUGCCCGGGCGGGCCUAUCCAAAGUUCCCACUCUACUCUAUAUUGUUGUGUAUUUGUAUAGCUUCUCGGCAAUGUGCCUGUUGCUGGUGUUCUUUGUCUGCUUGCAGCAUAUUGUAGCAGCGGGCUUGGCGAAAUUAAACAGCCAGUUAGUGGAGAAUAACUCCGUGUCAAAUUGUAAGCAUUUGCUCUACAAAAGACACCGUCUCUUGGAUAUUGUUGCCGCGGAGCUAAUUGCAUGUUUCGGAGUCCUAAUACUACCCAUUGUACCACUCGUCCUAUUUCUAGCCCCCUCUGGUCCACUCUUCCUGAUUAGCACCGUUAUGGAGGGCAAACUAAAAAAACCUUUCGAGUUCACCAUAUAUUGCAUAACCUCCUCUCUAUGGAAUAUUCCUUGGCUGGCUAUGAUAACGUUUAUGUUGCGGUCGAAUGUGAUCACAACUGAAGCCAAUAAAACAGCUAAAAUACUUGCAAAAAUACCUAGAACUGGCUCUGGAGUGGACAAAAUGGUUGAAAAGUUCUUGCUCAAAAAUCUGCGCCAGCAGCCAAUACUCACAGCCUACGGAUUUUUUGCGCUAGACAAGAGCACACUCUUUAAGCUCUUUACAGCCAUAUUUACAUAUAUGGUCAUAUUGGUGCAGUUUAAGGAAAUGGAAAACUCAACCAAGUCUUUGCAGAAAUCAUAAUUUGAAAUCAUUUUGCCUAACUUAUCUUACUAUAUUGUGAAGUGUAUAAAUAAAAGUGUAC